This is a messenger RNA of Pyrus x bretschneideri (Chinese white pear), 1021 nucleotides long. RefSeq lists its product as uncharacterized. The transcript is spliced from 6 exons. The coding region runs from base 143 to 802 and encodes 219 amino acids. Lineage: Eukaryota; Viridiplantae; Streptophyta; Magnoliopsida; Rosales; Rosaceae. The record is from RefSeq and is a predicted model, not a curated record.
AUCAUCUGCCAAAAUUUCAAAAGUCCAUCACCAAGUCAAUUACAUCACGGAGCUUUUACCUCAACCUCCCUCCACUUAUCUUUCCUUCCAUACCAUCUCGUCACCUUAAUCAGUUCUGUCUCUGUGCAAGCACUUUUCAGAUAUGGCUUCUGCUUCCACCUUUGUCUUUGCAUUGCUUGCCAUAUUUUCCAUCGUUGUGGCUAUUCGACCAGUCACUGCCGAUCCACUAGGCAACCUACUGGCUCCUAUCUUCUCUCCAAUAUUGGAUGAUGUGUGCAAAGAAGUAGAAUGUGGAAAAGGGACUUGUAAGCCAUCAAGUAAUAGCACUUUCUUUUUUGAAUGUGAAUGUGAGCCUGGUUGGAAGCAGACUUCUAACAACACUCAUCACUUCAAGUUCCUCCCUUGCGUGAUUCCCAAUUGUAACCUGGAUUUUUCCUGCACGAAAGCUCCAGCCCCUGUUUCAGAUCAAGCGGGCAAAGCCAAUGAGUCAUCAAUCUUUGAUCCUUGCUUCUGGUCGUAUUGUGGAGGCGGCUCGUGCAACAAGACAUCAAAAUUCACAUACAACUGCAAAUGUGAUGAGGGUUAUGAUAAUCUUCUCAAUGUCACCACCCUUCCUUGCUUUGAAGAAUGUGCAAUUGGAAUGACCUGUGCAAACCUUGGGAUUUCCGUGUCGAAUAAAUCUACUGCUUCGCCACCGGCUUUGUCUGACAAUGGUAAGAAUCAAGGUAGCUCGAUGGUCCAAGUGAACUCUGCUGCAUUGGUGAUCCUCAUGAUGUUUGCUGCUAUGGUUCAUUGGAAAUAAAAUGAGUUGUUCCAGGCUAUUUUUUGCACCACAUCUUCGAAACAUGGUUGAUCACUGCAUUGUUUAUUUGAUAUCACGCAGCCACCUUAGUUAACUCUCACAUUUGCACGUUGAUUUCCGAUCCGAUGAACAAGUUACUGCAUAUACUCAGGGAAGUGCUCAUCGCACUCCUAUAUUUAUCUUUCACCAAUACAAAGAGUGAAGAGGAUUUUUGGUUCA